Harpegnathos saltator (Jerdon's jumping ant) is the source of this 1769-nucleotide messenger RNA. It is a transcript of the gene mms4, whose product is annotated as Methyl methanesulfonate sensitivity 4. Gene Ontology annotation, cellular component: Holliday junction resolvase complex; nucleus. The transcript is spliced from 4 exons. The record is from RefSeq and is a predicted model, not a curated record. Gene Ontology annotation, biological process: replication fork processing; mitotic intra-S DNA damage checkpoint signaling; double-strand break repair. NCBI's taxonomy places the organism in Eukaryota, Metazoa, Arthropoda, Insecta, Hymenoptera, Formicidae. Gene Ontology annotation, molecular function: crossover junction DNA endonuclease activity. The coding region runs from base 192 to 1565 and encodes 457 amino acids.
CGCUGGCUGUCACUUUUGAAUAUGUACACAGAUAACCUAAAUUUAACGAUUAAUAUUGUAUCGUGUUAAAGGAUUUGUGUAAAAUAAAUUGGUGGUGUUCGAUAAUCACAAAGAAGUUAAUAGUGUGCUUCCGUCCAAGUUAAACUGAUUGGGAAGGAAUAGAUAAUCGAAAUUUCCACGAGCGAAAACGAAUGUCGACCGUGAUCCUGUUGAGCGAUUCAGAUGAUCCUGCGUCACCUAUCGACAAACACAAGGCGAAUGGAUGUAUCAAUGAAAUUAACGAGAAAUGUGAUUCCGACGUUACGAGCGAUAUUGAUCUCCCGGAGGUACCGUUCUGUCUCAGAAACGAUGAAAAUCUUUCCGAUUUGGAAGUCAACGGUGAUCCCAAGCGCGCGUAUCACAAAUCGUCGAAUGCCAUGUCCGAUUCUUACGAUUCCGAGGAAGAUCAAGUCAGGAAGGCAUCGCAAAAAAUAACCGCGUCCAAGAAGGACAAGAUCGCGUUGAAAGAAGAACGACUGAAACGACAGCAAGCUCUGGCGAGGCAGAAAGCGUUACGGACGAUCGCCUCGAAGAAAUCGCGCGACAUGAAGCCUGGGGAAUGCAUGAAAUUCAUGGAAGUUAAUCUCGAUCAAGGUAUCGACGCGAUCUCUUGUACGGAAAUUCAAAAUGUAUUGCGAAAUGCUAACAUUCAUUUUAAUGUAACCAGCGAAUUAAUCCCGAACAGUAUCACCUGGCGACGAAAUGUCGAGGAGAGCUAUAUCGAUGAGAAUAACGAAGUGCGCGUGAGGAAAAGUGUACAGACGGAAAAGUAUACUGUGGUUAUUUGGAGCAACUAUGAAGCUGUGAAACAUGUAACAAACGGUACUCUCUGUGCAUCCAUUUCAAGCUGCAAGGCCUUGAAAUCAAAUUACAAUAUGACUCUAGUUAUUUUUGGUAUGGAAGAAUAUUUCACAUAUCAUAAGAAGGCCAAAGGGAAGUCAGGCCAGCAUUCUGGAAGUAAAGAAUCAAGAUGUAAGAGCAAAGGUAAUCAGCGAUUUGAAACUUUCCCCAUUAUAUCCAGGCAACAACUUGAAAUGUGUCUGACUGAAGCACAAAUAGUAAUGAAAUGUAGCAGCAGAUUAAUCGAGAAUGUACAGGAUUUAGCAUUAAUGAUCUAUCAGUAUACAAAAUCUAUUUCGGAGGUGCCAUAUAAAUUACAGAAGAAGGAAAAUCUGGAAAAUAAGUUUGACUGGUAUGUUAUGGGAGACAACAGGAAUACUGUACGUGUAAAUAAAAAUGGAAAUGGAUUGAAGAGAUUGUGGCAGCAGCAGCUAAGUCAAUUCAAUUUGAGCAGCUUGGAAAUAGCAGAGGCAAUAUGCACUGUUUAUUCAAGCCCAGCAAAACUUAUCAAGGCUUACAGGAACUGCACACCUGAAGAGGGUAUGAAUUUGUUGAAAGAUAUACCAAUCAGAAGAGCAGCGGGACCCCUCACGGCUGUACGUAAAGUUGGUCCGGAGUUAAGCAAAAAGAUGUAUGUGAUGUUCACGUCGCAAGACGGAGACGCUCUACUGGGAACAGAGGAUUAAGCCGCGAGCUCGUAUAACAAUUCUAUCUAUAUGAAGCAGUCGAGUAUGAACUCUACGAUCGCAUUUCACCUACGUCGUUGAAGACGGACUGCUCUGGCUGCGUCUCGUCCAACUUCGUCUCGUCUAAAAUAUCCGCCAGACAAUCGUCGUCGGCGAGGGUCAUGGGUGACGUUGGAUCUAUCGCAGACGUGGACACGUACUUGC